Messenger RNA from Papaver somniferum (opium poppy), 2095 nucleotides. RefSeq lists its product as uncharacterized. NCBI's taxonomy places the organism in Eukaryota, Viridiplantae, Streptophyta, Magnoliopsida, Ranunculales, Papaveraceae. The transcript is spliced from 2 exons. Bases 17 to 553 code for a protein of 178 amino acids. The record is from RefSeq and is a predicted model, not a curated record.
GCUCAAACACAAGGAAAUGGAAUUGGAAAACCUACGGGUAGUAAGCGGUGGUCUUGAUCGUGAGCGCGAGGACUAUAUGACUAAAUGCAUUGGAAUGGAGGAGCAAAUUAAGGGUUUAAUAGAAGAAGGAAAUGUUAUGUCUCAGAGGGAGAAGAGUGCAGGGGAAAGAAUCUGUCACUUGGAGGAGGUAGUUAAGAAAAUGGAAACUGAUGAAAGAGAGAGGUUUAGGGAAUUGGAGAGAAGGCUAUUAAAAGUUGAAGAAGAAAAUGCAGCAUUGAGAGCCUUGCAAAAUGUAGUUUCUUGUGAAAGAACUUGCAGGGAUAUGGAUGGCAGGGUCUAUGCAGCUAAUGAGGCGCACUUGACAAGAACUGAAACUAGUCCAAAUUUUAUUUUUACACCUGCCAGCUGCAUACCUUCUUUUUCACUGCAAGUAACUGUCGAUGGUGUAACCCCCUCAGGGUACCCUGAGAAACAACUAGUACUGGUUAAGAAAUGGGUACAACAAGGGAACAAAUGGAAAUUGAACACUGGAGGUUGGCUUGUUUGGUUCUGAAACACCACAAUAAUGAUCUGAUGAUGGAGUCUAGUAAAGUUAAGAGAAGGUUUCAGGAAGAGGGUUUUAAGGAAGGAGUAGAGAUUUCACAGAAACAUGAUGAUCCCAAUGUAACAGUCUACAAGAGGAAAAAAUGUGCAGACACCAUGGAAAUGGAAAAUCACCAUUGGAGGUUAGCUUGUUUGGUUCUGAAACACCAAAACAAUGAGCUGACGAUGGAGUGUAGUCAACUUAAGAAAAAGUAUGAGGAGGGUUUCAAGGAAGGAAUAGAAAUUUCAAGAAAACAUGAUGAUCCCAGUGUCAUAAUCUACAAGAGGAAAAAAUGUUGUACAGACGUUUUGGAGGAUGAUCAAAGGGGCAAAUGUCAAAAAUGUACUGAACUCAACCGGGAAAUCGAUGAUUUGAAGUUGAUGAAGAAAAGAGAUGCUGUUGAGAUUGAAGAUCUGAGGAUAAAUUGCAUGGAAAUGGACAUUGAAGUAACCGCCUUGUCGAAUCAUGAAAUCGACUUGGAAAAAGAACUAGAAGCUUAUAUAAUCAAGUGUCAAGGAUUGUCUGCAGAGAUACAACGGAAGGGAACGGAAUUGGAGAACCUAGAGGUAGUAAACGGCCGUCUUGAUCGUCAGUGUGAAAUGUACAGGGCCAAAUGCAUUGCAAUGGAAGAUAAAAUCAAAGGGUUGAUAGAAGAAGGAAUUGUCAUGUCUGGAAUUGUUAUGUCUGAAAGGGAGACUAGUGCAAGGGAAAGAAUUCGUCACUUGGAGGUUUGCAGAGUUGGAAGCUUAUAGAAUCAAAUGCCAAGGUUUGUCUGCAGAGCUGGAACGGAAGGGGCUGGAAUUGGAGAACCUAAGGGUAGUAAAUGGUGGUCUUGAUCGUGAGCGCGAAGACUGCAUGACUAAAUGCAUUGAAAUGGAAGACAAAAUCAAGGGGUUAACAGAAGAAGGAAUUGUUAUGUAUUAAAGGGAGAAGAGUGCAGGUCUCAGGAGGUAUCAUUCAUACCCUUGUUAUCUAGUGUUUUAUUUGUUUGCCUUCUGUUAGUGUGGCUCUCCGCUAUGUCCAAUUGUCCAUUGUUUCUCUGUGUUCAUGUAGAUGCAUAUCAUAGUUACAUGUUUACAUUGAUGGUCAUACCCUGCUGUUAAUGUGGUAGCAGACAAACCUUGGCAUUUAGUCAUGCAGUCUUCUGUUAGGGUUCCAAUUCUCUUGCCAAUGCAAUUUCAUGAUUCAACAAGAGGGUUUGUCACUUUGAGGAGGUAACUAAGAAGAUGGAAACAAACGAAAGAGAGAGGUAGCCGAGUUGCAAGCAAUAAAAUCAAGUGUCAUGGUUUGUCUGCAGAGCUCGAACGGUUUGUCUUCAUUUCCGUGUAUAUGAUAGCAGUUAGAGUUAACUGUGGUUUCUAUAUUUCAUGAAUUGCACAAGGUUGCUGAAUAGGUCACAUCUGAUUGAUAUUUGCACUAUGCUAAGAUCAAUUUCAUUACACCAAUUAAUAGCAAAAGAAGGAAAAAAAUCUAUUAUUACAAAUUGAACGUGGAUGGGUUUAAGUAACAUUG